UUUCCUGCAGGCUUGCUGAGGCGGACUGCUCGCCCUCACAGUAGGAUGUGCUGACGGGGAGCAGGGUUAGAAAGAGUUGAGCUGCUCGGCAUGCAGUGGACGAAGCUGACAAAGUGAUUAUUAGUUCAUUUUUCAAGGAGCAGCGAAUGUCGCAGGUGGAUACCGGUGAGUGUGACGCUUCCUUGGCGGUAAGGGAAGAAAAAGAAGUUGUUUUUCGGUUGGUGUUUGAUGCACGUAUUACUGAGGGGAAAUGAGUAACAAGAUGGACGGUCCAGCGGGAGAGGGUGCCAAAGCCAAUGGGCCCAUUGCAGCACCUAACACCCCCACAAGUACAAUGGGCCCCCCUCUGUCCCCAGAAGAGCUGGCCGAAGAGCAGCAAUCAUCCCUGACAGAUGUCACUCAAAUGUGGAUUAACUUUGCCAAGACUUUUGCCCUAAUAUUUCCUAUCUACGUCUUGGGAUAUUUUGAAUUCAGCUUUAGCUGGGUUCUGAUUGGACUUGCAAUGCUUUUCUACUGGAGGAAGAACUAUGGCAACGGGGACUACAGGAUAAACCGUGCCUUAGCGUUCCUGCAGCAGGAGGAGAAAGCGGUGAAGCAAAGUGUGCCAACCACAGAGCUGCCACCAUGGGUCCAUUAUCCAGAUGUGGAAAGAGUGGAAUGGCUGAAUAAGACGGUGAAGCAGAUGUGGCCGUUUAUCUGCCAGUUUGUGGAGAAGCUGUUCAGAGAGACCAUCGAGCCGGCGGUGAAGGGCGCCAACCCUCAUCUCAGCACCUUCUGCUUCACCAAGAUUGACAUGGGCGACAAGCCGCUGAGAGUGAAUGGAGUGAAAGUUUACACUGAAAAUGUGGACAAGAGGCAGGUUAUCAUGGACCUGCAGAUCAGUUUUGUCGGGAAUACAGAAAUUGACGUGGACAUCAAAAAGUACUACUGCAGGGCUGGAAUCAAAAGUAUACAGCUUCAUGGAGUGAUGAGAGUGGUGAUGGAGCCGCUGCUGGGGGACAUCCCUCUGAUCGGAGCCCUUUCUGUCUUUUUCCUCAAGAAACCUUUGCUGGACAUCAAUUGGACUGGGCUCACAAAUAUGUUGGACAUUCCUGGUGUCAAUGGGUUAUGUGACAAUCUACUGCAGGACAUCAUCUACAGCUACCUGGUGCUGCCAAACCGCAUCGACAUCCCGCUAGUGUCAGAGGCCCAGAUGGCUAGACUGCGCUUUCCCAUUCCCAAGUGCAUCCUGAGAAUCCACUUCAUCGAGGCUCAGGAACUGCUGCGUAAGGACAAGUUCCUGGGAGGGCUGGUCAAAGGGAAGUCGGAUCCGUACGGAGUCAUCAAGAUUGGGACGGAUCUCUAUCAGAGCAAAGUCAUCCACGACACCGUAAACCCAAAGUGGAACGAAGUUUAUGAGGCCUUGGUGUAUGAUCACUCGGGGAGCAGUAUGGAGAUUGAACUGUUCGAUGAAGACCCUGAUCAGGACGACUUUCUGGGAAGUCUUGCAAUCAACAUGGCCGAGCUCCAGAAGGAACAGAAGGUCGAUGAGUGGUUUCCAUUGGAAGAUGUGACCACAGGGAAGUUACACCUCAAACUGGAGUGGCUGUCUCUGUUGUCCACCCCUGAAAGGCUGGACCAGGUGCUGUCGGGCAUCAGAGCAGAUCGCAGUCAAGCCAGUGACGGCCUCUCGUCUGCGGUGCUCAUUCUCUUCCUGGAUUCGGCCAGAAACCUUCCGAGUGUCUUCGAGGGGAACUUGGGCUCUGGCUACUUAAAAGAGAGGCGCGCGUCGGGCCUCGUGUUUUGCGAGAACACGGCUUCUCUCUAUCGGAGCCUAUUUCGCAAUCCGUUAGAGUUCAACCAAGCGGGGCUGAGGAAGGGCUCGGUCAGUAAGGCCAUCAAGUCUGGUAAGAAGGUGACCAGUGAUCCCAGCCCGUUUGUCCAGUUCAGAGUGGGACACAAGUCCUACGAGAGUAAGACCAAGUAUAAGACUCAUGAACCGUUGUGGGAGGAAACCUUCACCUUCCUCAUCCACAAUCCCAAAGUCCAAGAGUUGGAGGUUGAGGUGAAGGAUGAGAAGCACGAUUGUUCACUGGGGACAUUAACACUGCCCCUGACUCGCCUGCUGGAGGCAGAGGAGAUGACGUUGAACCAGAGGUUCCCUCUGAGGAACUCUGGACCGAGCUGUACCCUCAAGAUCAAAAUGGCUCUGCGGGUGUUGAGUCUAGAUAAGGGCACUUCAACAGCUUCAAACUCCACCCCGUCCUCAGUGCAGGUCCGCAAAUCCGAGUCCUCCAACUCGACCCCACGGCCCUCUAUCUCCUCAGAAUCGCCCAAGCCUCCCACCUCUACCUCAGACAUUCCCAGAUCAUCCUCCGUGUCAGCCAAGGAGAUGCUGAACAGGCAGAAAGAAGCUAAGGACACUGUGAGGACCCAGCAAAGCAUGGACUUUGGGCAGGAUGGCAGUGUAGGUGGAGGAGGGAAGAGCUUGGCGGAGACUGGGAGAAGCACCUCAAACCUGGCCAUCUCGGGCUCCCAGCAGUACCUGGCCAGUGGCAAGGAGCCAACUCCCAGCAUUGCUUCAGACAUCUCCAACCCUUACGCUGCUCAGGAGCUGCAGCAAAGACUCGAGCAGUUUCACAAUGGUUCAGGCCCCAGUCAUUUCCCCCUGGGGGAGAUCCAGCUGACGAUCAGACACAGCUCCCAGAGAAACAAACUCAUCGUAGCUGUUCACAGUUGCAGAAACCUCAUAGCUUUCACUGAUCAUGGCUCGGAUCCUUACGUCCGGCUCUACCUGCUUCCCGACAAGCGGAGGUCAGGUCGAAGGAAAACUCCAACAGUCAAGAAAAACCUCAACCCGGUCUACGAUGUGACGUUUGAGUUCAGCGUUUCCCUCGUGGAGCUCCACAGGCGGAAUCUAGAUGUUGCCGUGAAGAACGGUGGAGGUCUGCUCUCCAAACACAAAGGCCUGCUUGGAAAGGUUAUGGUGGAAUUGACUCAUGAUCAGAUCACCAAGGGUUGGACACAAUGGUAUGAGCUGAGCUCAGAUGGCCUGGUCAAGUCCAACCAACUUUAAGUCGCCAUCAUUAGUAUCGUCAUCAUAUCACCACACUUCCACUUUAUAUUCACUUCACUUCCAUCUCUACAGUACGAUGUGUUUUCUAAUAAUUUUCAUUAUUUCUAACUGCAAGAAACAAACUGAUUAAGAAAAGCAGCUUUUGACACUCAUUUAAUCACAUCAGUCGCAAGGCAAACCUUCCCUUUAAGAAGUGAGUGAUUGGCUAAAGGGAGUAUAUACAUGUAGAGAACUAUACUACGUUGUGUAGUGCUAUGGAAACCUAUAUUCUAUAUUUAGAGAAGUGACUGUUUUUUUGUUGUCUUUCCACAAAGAAUGAUAGUGUACAAGUGUGUAAAUAAUGUACAGUGAUGCUGGACAAAUCAGAGUACAGGGGUGUAUUGUAGAAGUGAGAAGGAGUCAUGGUGUCUUACUUGGCCAAAUGAUUGUUUAUAAUUUUAUUUCAUUUGAUUUAAUUUUUAUUUUUUAAAUGCAAAAACAUUCUGGACAGAGUCGCACCAAAGAGUGGAGUAUUUUUAUUAUUUAGCACAGUUGGGGUUUUGGGUAACACAGCAAUACACUGGCUUUAUUUCACCGUAAUAACGAGUGUGUGUGUGUGUGUGUGUGUGUGUGUGUGUGUGUGUGUGUGUGUGUGUGUGUGUGCGCAAAACCCAAGCAAAAAUAAUGAUAUGCACACACGUGUGUUGUUUUAUUUGGUGGCAUGUUUCUGGGUUUACAUUGAAAUAAGGCCAUUAUUAAGUGUUACCUGUUUGUUUUGUAAAAACUGAACAUGAAUAUUGCACUUUUUUUUUCUUUGUUUGUUUUUUUUAAAUCUGUUGAUUAUCAUAUUUACUCAGUGCAAACAUCGCCAAAACUCAUCUAUAGACAAGUACAAUUUUUUAAACCAUAAGAGGUGGUUAAAAAAAAUAGUGUUGAAAGUUCAUGGAAUAGUUUAACAUUUUGAUGAAAGUGUUUUACUCACAGGUCUCUGCAAGAAGAUGUUUAGCUUAGCUUAGCUUAGCCUAGUUUAGCUUAUCGUAGCUUAGCCUAGCUUAGCUUACUUUAACAAUAAAGUUUGUGUGUCCUUUUGGGGGGGAUUUCUUUCCUCACUGUUUGGGUUACGUUUAGUCACCACAACUACAGGUUUGCCCAUUAAACCUGAACAAAAAAAAUGCUGAACAAAACCAAGUAACUAUUUGUAAAAAGUGUAGAGUGAGACCUAUUUCACUCUCACUAUUGGCCAUGGCUGUUGAGUCAGUGCACAGAUGCCAAACAUCUCAAUGCAUACCCGAGACAUCGGUGGUCUGGCAUUAUUCGACACCCUGGGAAUGGAAAUGGUCCAAAUGACCUCAAAAUGAUCUUUUAUUGUACCAUAAGGUGCUGUGUUAUAUAAGUUAUCUUUCCUUACAGAUAAUUUAGUGUUUUGAAAUCAGUAACCUUAUUAAUAAACUAACAGCUGGCUAAAAUAAUUAUUUACAGCAAAGUUGUGUGAUGGGACUAAAGACCACAUAGAGGAACCCCUUUUUUUUUUAUUAGUGAUAGCUGAACAUCGGUAAAACUAAUUAACAAGCCGUGUUUUGAAAGUUUAAGAUGUUUUGGUUGCAGAGGGAGGCUCAUCAGAAGACUAAGCUAAACUAAGCUAACUCAUCUCGACAGUUGCUGGUUUUAAGUUUUACAGGGUUUUUUAUUUUUCUCAAAAUGUGUUACUAUUCUAUCAUAAAACUGUAUUUUAACAGAAGUGUUUUAAGGAUCACCCACUCAUCCUCCAUGUACGUAAAGCCACUAUGUGUAGAAGUGUAAAUUGUCCACGGACAGUCUCCAUUGGUCGUAUGGAAAAAGACAUAAUGACAAUCAAUUUUGGGUUUUUUUGUUUUUAAACUUUUAUUUACAUUUUAUGGUAGAAGCUUAACAUUAUAGUGAAAAAUCCAAAAAUUCUUUAUGAGGAAACCUUAAAUUAUAUAAUUGUCUGGUUUGAGAAGAAGCCAGUGGUAGCCCCAGGAUUUUUUUUUAUUUUUUUUUGUUUCUUAUUAAUUUAUUAUUGUCCCCUGUUGACUUCCUGUUAUAUGUGUUGAUAAAAAGCAGUAAAAGUCUUGUUUUUCCUGCAUUGAUAUAAUAAAGUAAUUCAUCAUUCUCACUUCACUGAUGCUCUUCUUUAACUGAAAUUCUGUUAAUGCUAGUUCUUUGUAACAAAUGUUUUGGCUAGUGUUCAUUUAUGUCACCCGAUUUCACAGGGAUUACAUAUUGGAAGGCAUCUACACAUAGUGGCUUUAAAAAUAUUUGGCAACAUGAUUUUCUUCAGUGAAACAAAUGUUUCUUUUAAAAAUUUAUUCGUAACACUCAGAGCAGGUUUUGUUGUUGUUGCGGUAGCAUUCAUAUUUCCACUAGCAUCAGCUGUUCAGUUUGUUUAUGAAUCCACUUAAGUCUUAACUCCGAAUGCCAUCUGAAGGAAGGUGCACAGACACGAGUUGAAAAUGAUCUUCUGUGGGUUUUUCUUCUAUAUCUUUUUAAAUACAGUUUUGACUUUACAGCACACAAUCCGAAGGGAUUUAUAUCAGAAAGAAAUGCAAAACAACCAUAGCUUUUGUGUAUGUGACCCGACGCAGCCAAAGAACAGCAGAUUUUCUGUUGAUAAAAGUUGGGGUAGUUUGACCUUGGAUUCUCACAAUAUAACUUCUGGAUAUUUGCCUUGUGCUCACAUCAAGCAUUGACAAAGUAUUUUACAUUUAUAUAUGUUAACUGCAUUUUAAUGUCUUGAUGUUUUUUUUAUUUGUGUUUCCCGUCUUGUCUGUAAAGCAUCAGAUUUGAAACCUGUGCCUCUGGGGUCAAGUUUGUCUUCUCCCAUAUGGAAGUAACAUAACAUAACUAAAUGCUGGUUUUACAUGUAUUUUGUGUGUCCGGUAAAAAUGACCCUUUUUUCUUUUCCUUUUUUUGUGUGUCAUGCAACAUAAUUAUAAAUAUUCUGUAUGCAAGGGGAAAAAUUCACAAGUAAACUAUAGUAUAUGACAUGUUAGUAUUUUGAGACUUGUGUUACAUUUGCUGUUAGAGAGAAUGGGACUUUUCUUUUUCUCUUCUAUUCCAUAUGGGCUGAAAAGCGAUUUCACUUCUGUGUCUUCUUAAUUUAUCUCGUGCCUUAAAAUGUACAUGACCCAGAGAUAUUUACAUGUUUGGAAAGAAGCAACAAAUUGCUAAAACAGCUUCCUUGUUCCUGAAUGUCUCCUAAAUGUCUUUUAAAAUUAAUAAAGAGCUUUGGCUGGCUUAUAGCAGCAUGAAGCUGUACAGGA
Molecule: messenger RNA, 6315 nt
Organism: Haplochromis burtoni (Burton's mouthbrooder)
Lineage: Eukaryota; Metazoa; Chordata; Actinopteri; Cichliformes; Cichlidae
Product: extended synaptotagmin-2-A
Exons: 25
Coding region: 251-3055 (934 amino acids)
Biological process (GO): lipid transport
Molecular function (GO): lipid binding
Source: RefSeq, a predicted model, not a curated record